CAUAAAGAGAGAGAGAGAGAGAGACGUCAGUAAUCAGAAUUAACAGCAGCACUGCACAGGAGAAAAGAAGAAAUGUUUGCAGCAGAAUUAAGACACAGGGGAUACUUGAAAAAUAGUGGACAUGAAAUUGAUGGAAUGAGGCUGACCAGAUGGAGGUUCCCCAGUCUCUCCUCCAGACGGAUUGUUCUUCUGGGUCAAACUGGUGUUGGGAAGAGUGCAGCUGGAAACACAAUACUGGGACGGGAAGGGUUCAGAUCUGAGAGGAGAAUGGAUUCAGUAACCCGUGAAUGUUCAGUCGCUCACGCCACUGUUUCAGGCAGAUCAGUGUCUGUAAUUGAUACUCCUGGAUUCUUCGAUUCACAGAUGGAUCCUGGGCAGUUAAAGAAAGCAAUAGCGAGAAUUAUGCAUUUUUCCAGUCCUAGACCACACGUUUUUCUCAUUGUGCUCAGAGUAGAUGACAGAUUCACUGAUCAGGAGAAGCAGUUUCUUCAGAAGAUUGAGAUGGUGUUUGGUCAGGAGGUGUUAAAAUACUCCAUCAUUCUCUUCACUCGUGGAGAUCAUUUGGAAGGAGAGUCUGUAGAGGAGCUCAUUGAGGAGAACAGUAGAUUAAGAGAUCUAGUAGAUCAGUGUGGAGGCAGAUAUCACGUCUUCAACAAUAAAGAUCAGAGUAACAGAGAGCAGGUGAAUGAUCUACUGCAGAAGAUUGACACAAUGAUAGAGCAAAGAAAGGAACAGUACAGAAAAAGACAGUAGAAAGAUGUGUUACACUUUUCAGAUAGAGACAGUGGAAAUUAUGUAUACAUGAGUUGCUUUUAGAAUAUUCCUUUCAUUAUGAAAGGGAUUUUAACGAUCCUUUACUCCCAGCAAAAGUCCCCCUGGGAAAAAGAAAAAAGACAGUAAUGAUGUAUCACAUGCUGAGAUUUUCAACGCCAUCCAGUCCCUGAAUUCCAAGCAAGAUUCGGUUAUUCGAAAGAUUACUCACAUUGAGAGCUCCAUUGAGGUCACAACGGCUGCGGUGAACUCUUUGUCUGACACUAUUAAUCGACUCCUGUCAGAUGUUGCCUCUCACGGUGAAAAGAUCGGUAAGGCCGAAUCGUCGAUACAACGCAUUCAACAGAAAAAUGCUUCUCUUAAGCUCAGAGUGGAAGAUCUAGAAAGGUAUAGCCGCAGAUGGUGUUUGAAACUACUCGGGGUGAAAGAACGUGACGACGAAAACAUUCGAAUGACAGCUAUCAGUCAUCUUGCCAGGGUGGUCCCUCGGAUCAAGGAUAAACUGGAGGAAGCUGUGGAUGUGGUUCACCGUGUAGGCAAACAACGACCGGAUGGUGAUUCGGAUUCGCUUCGUGACAAGGAGACACCGCAACAUCAUAUGGAUGGAAGCCAAGAGUUCCAUUUACCUCAGAGAGAAUGGUCUCCACAUCAAAGAAUUUCUCUCCAAAGCGGACAUUGAAAGUCGGAAUAAACUCUGGCCACUUGUCCAGGCGGCUCGAAAAGAAGGGAAGAAGGCCGGUUUCAGCGGUCCCUUUGCUGUUAUUAACAAUAAGAGAAUCGCUGCCAAUUCAGCACAGUAUCCUUGAAAUGACUUCACUCCAGGUUCGACUUUUUCUGCACGUCUGCCUAGUCUGAAAUGUUGCCAUUAUUUUAAGGGCUUUUGACCACAUUCCAAUGAUUAUUCAAUUCUUCUUGUACAAAACAGCGUUACAGCAGUUCCAAGUUAAGUGUUUAGUGUACUUUGGGAUCACAGUUUUCCUUUUCCUUCCUUUUUUCCUGUAAUUUUUUUGUUCAUUUUUAAUUUACAUAUACUUUAUGGACAAAUUUGAGUUUAAUCAUCUGAAAAUUAUUUCUUUAAAUGUGCGGGGCUUAAGAGACAACACUAAAAGAAAGGCUAUUUCCUGUUUUGUAGACGUUAUAAUGCAGAUUUUUUUUUUUUUUUUACAAGAGAAAUAAUUUUUUACUUCUGAUGCUGACAAAAUUCUGGAAAGCUCAAUGGGGUGAUAGGAUUUAUUUUAGUCAUGGGUCAAAUAAUUCAGCUGGUGUUCUUGUUCUGAUUCAUAAGUUUAAAGGAGAUAUUGUUCAUUCCAAGUCUUCCCCUGAUGGUAGAUGGGUUAUACUAACUGUUAAAUUAGAAAAUGCUAUAUUUAUAAUUUGCAAUAUUUAUGGAUUUAACUCUCAUACUGCAAACAGUUCCUUUUUUGCUAAUAUUUCUGUCAUACUAUGUAACAUGCUGAAAACAACCCCGAAUGCCAAGUUAAUAAUUGCUGGUUACUUUAACGAAGUUCCUGAUGUUUUUAUGGAAAGAUUUCCACAGAAAAUGCAUCCCCACUCUCAAAGUUGUAAUAUCAUUGAAUCCUUAUGUAAAGACUUAUCUUUAGUUGAUUCAUGGCGUUACAUAGCAAUGCAUACGAAUAUACAUGGAGUAAUGUAUUAAAGUCUUUAAAAUCAA
This is a messenger RNA of Sinocyclocheilus rhinocerous, 2443 nucleotides long. RefSeq names its product GTPase IMAP family member 5-like. Gene Ontology annotation, molecular function: GTP binding. The record is from RefSeq and is a predicted model, not a curated record. Lineage: Eukaryota; Metazoa; Chordata; Actinopteri; Cypriniformes; Cyprinidae. The coding region runs from base 73 to 753 and encodes 226 amino acids. The transcript is spliced from 4 exons.